AUGGUCGUUCUCGCUGCUUCGAUAUGUACCCGUGGGGGGAAAGCUGUCCUCUCCAGGCAGUUUCGAGAGAUGCCACGAUCCCGCGUUGAGGCCCUGCUUGCUUCGUUUCCCAAGCUUGCCGACAGUGGCACACAGCACACGACGGUCGAACAGGACAAUGUCCGAUUUGUAUACCAGCCUUUGGAUGAGCUUUACAUGGUGCUCAUCACCAAUCGCCAAUCCAAUAUCCUGCAGGACAUCGAUUCGCUACAUCUGUUUGCCCAGGUCGUCACCAGCACCUGCAAGAGCUUGGACGAAAGGGAAAUUGUCAAGAAUGCAUAUGAUCUCCUCAGCGCAUUUGACGAACUGGUUACACUUGGUUACAGGGAGAACCUCACAUUGAGCCAGAUCCGAACGUUCUUGGACAUGGAAAGUCACGAGGAGCGAAUCCAGGAGAUUAUCGCACGGAACAAAGAGCUGGAAGCUACUGAGGAGCGGAAACGGAAGGCCAAGCAACUCGAGCUCCAACGAAAGGAUGCCGCCCGCAGUGGACGAGGCAAUGUUCCUCGAACGCCUGUCUACCCUACCUACACGACGCCUACGAGACCAGCCGAAACUACCAACUCCUACGAGGCCGAGAAGAACAAGACUUACACCAAGCCAACUGCUCCCAAGGGUAAGGGCAUGCAACUGGGCAAGAAGUCCAAGACAACCGACAUGUUCGAGCGAGUUCGCGGUGAUAUGGGUGGGGAGAUUGAUGAGAGUCCUCUCGUUGUUCCUGCUGCUGCCGCCGCCGCAGAGCCGGCGAGCCACCAUGCAUCCGCCCUUGAUCACGAUGCUAUCCAUGUGACUAUCAACGAAACAGUCAGCGCGAAGCUUUCAAGAGAGGGCGCCGUCAACUCUCUAGCUAUCAGUGGAGAUUUGACGCUUCGAAUUUCCGAUGCUAGCUUGACCAAGCUCAAGCUUGUGCUGCAUGCUGUUCCCUCGCAUGGCGCCCAGUUCCGCACCCACCCCAACGUCGACAAGAAUCUUUUCAAUAAUUCCAAGAUCAUCCAGAUGAGCAACACGGCCAGAGGUUUCCCAGUCAACAAUGCUGUCGGCGUUCUGCGAUGGCGAGCAACCCCCAAGGUGGACGACUCGAGCGCCUGCCCCAUCACAUUCACUGUCUGGGUAAACCAGGAGUCUGACAAGUACAACAUGACAAUUGAGUAUGAAUUGACUGGCGGAAGUGAGUUGAAGGACGUCAGUGUCGUCAUUCCCUACCAAGGUAGUGAACCCAUCGUGUCCAGCUUUGAUGCUUCCUACGAGGUAUCAGGUGAUGCUCUGGAAUGGCAUGUGGGCACUGUGGAUGAAGAGAACCCCAGUGGUUCCUUUGAAUUCGAAGCCGAGUCUCAAGAUGAGAACGAUUUCUUCCCCAUGAACAUCACAUUUAACAAGACGACACCAUAUAUUGAUAUCGACGUCUCAUCGGCGUCCUUGCUGGAAGAAAACGAGGAUGUGACUUUCUCCAAGGAGAUUAAGUCCCACGCCGACAACUUCCUGAUCGAAUAA
Molecule: messenger RNA, 1530 nt
Organism: Clonostachys byssicola
Lineage: Eukaryota; Fungi; Ascomycota; Sordariomycetes; Hypocreales; Bionectriaceae
Source: the annotation of a GenBank genome assembly